This is a messenger RNA of Salvia splendens (bonfire salvia), 804 nucleotides long. RefSeq names its product cytochrome P450 81Q32-like. The transcript has 2 exons. Gene Ontology annotation, molecular function: oxidoreductase activity, acting on paired donors, with incorporation or reduction of molecular oxygen; heme binding; iron ion binding. Bases 86 to 703 code for a protein of 205 amino acids. The record is from RefSeq and is a predicted model, not a curated record. Lineage: Eukaryota; Viridiplantae; Streptophyta; Magnoliopsida; Lamiales; Lamiaceae.
UUAAAAAAAAUCAAAGUAAGGAGUAGUUAAAAGAAUUGCAUAUAUACAUGAAUCAUUGCAACUCCAAAUACAGUCCAAUCAAAAAAUGGAAUUACCUCUUAUCUUCUCCAUAACUCUCACUAUUGUACUAUCUAUCUUUCUCAUCUACAAACGCCCCCGCCACCGCCUCCCGCCGAGCCCCGCCGUGCCUCUCCCAAUCCUCGGCCACCUCCACCUCCUCAAACAACCCCUCCACCGCACUUUCCACCGCCUCUCCCAAUCCACCGGCCCCAUCUUCUCCCUCAAGCUCGGCCUCCGCCGCGCCGUCGUCGUAUCCUCUCCGGCUCUCGUCGACGAAUGCUUCACCAAAAACGACGUCGCUUUGGCCAACCGCCCCAACAUCAUAAUCGACGAGUACAUCGGCUACAACCACACCACCAUGUCCGGCGCCCCCUACGGCGAUCUCUGGCGCAGCCUCCGCCGCAUCGCCGCCCAGGAGGUCCUCUCCGGCGCCCGGCUCACCGCGUUUUCCGAAAUCCGGCAUGACGAGGUGAAAUCGAUGCUGCUUAGCCUCAUGGAGAAAGAGACACAGCAACAAAAAAAAUCGUUAAGUGAAAAAGAGAGUCGAGGGUUUUCGGAGGUAGAGCUAAGGCCAAGGCUGUUGAAGCUGUCGUUUAACAACAUGAUGAGAAUGCUGGCGCCGAAUAAUCGAAAACCGAGAUAAAUAACUUCGCUUAGGGUGCAUGCAUUUUUUUAUUUAUUUAUUUGGAAAGUGUGUUGAUUUAUGUGUUAUUUUAAUUCUAAAGGUGAUAUCUCGCAAGGGAA